CUAUUGGCUGAAUUCACAGACCGACAAUUUGAAAAUCGGUGUCACGUACACAGAGUGGGGAGCAGCUGCACGGAGAAAGGGAGAGAGACAAAGAUUAGGACGUAAUCUGUUCACAAACAAAGAAAGUUGCCGCAAUGUUAGCCGGGGAGGACGGUGCCCAGCUACAGUGCUGUUUGACCGUGGAGCAUCUGAACACCUCCGGCGAGGCCACCCGGAGGCAGGUCAUCCGUAAAGCGUCUGUUAUUCUGGGCCGGAAUGAGUUCCAGGAGAUUAUCCUCCGGGUCCACGACGGAAAAAUCCCGCAAAAUUACCAUCUGAAAGAAUUCAAACUUUUUACUAAAUUCGUCAGAGAUGGGAAGUGCACCGUCAAACUGCUCCCUGAAAACACCCAGCUGCUCUUCUCCAACUGCCCCCCUGACCGGCUGAACCUCUUCCUCAAAACCCUGAGCAUCAAACACCAGGCCCGGCUGAGCAGCAAGUCUCUGAGCGACCGAGAGAAGCUCAACGCCGGUCUGCCCCGCAGCUUCGAAGCUAUCAGCCCCCUGCAGCAAAAAGAUAUCCAGAAGGUGAAUGAGCUGAGGAGUAAAGUGGCUCCCAAAGGGCUGGCAAACUGCACUAAUAGGACUGCUGUGGCAGGGACAGGACAGCAGGUCAAAAGGUCGAGGAGUGACACAAACUUCAGCCCAGUGAAGGCCAACCCGAGCAAGAAGCCCAUUCUGUCUCUGCCAUCACGUAAACUGAAUAAAGAACAGGCCGCUGUCCUCAGUGCUGUGCUGAGUGGAAAGAAUGUCUUCUUCACUGGAAGUGCGGGUACAGGAAAGUCCUUCUUACUGAAGAGAAUCAUGGGAUCUCUUCCUCCAAAGAGCACGUUUGCCACAGCCAGCACAGGAGUGGCUGCGUGUCACAUUGGAGGAACGACGUUACACAACUUUGCUGGUAUUGGCUCCGGUUCUGCCCCGCUGGAGCAGUGUAUCGAGUUGGCUCAGAGGCCCGGGGUGCUGCAGCACUGGACCAGCUGUCGACACCUCAUCAUCGACGAGCUCUCCAUGGUGGAGGCCCAGUUCUUUGAUAAGCUCGAGUCGGUGGCAAGGUCGGUGAGGAGGUCGACUGUGCCAUUUGGAGGCAUCCAGCUGAUCGUCUGUGGCGACUUCCUCCAGCUCCCUCCUGUUUCCAAGGGAAAGGAAAAGGCCAGCUUCUGCUUCCAGGCCAGGAGUUGGCGUAAAGUCAUACACGUCAACAUGGAGCUAAUGGAGGUUCGGAGGCAAACUGACCAGUCCUUCAUCUCCCUCCUGCAGAAAGUGAGGGUGGGCAGGGUGACUGAGGACGUCACCGCUAAGCUGAUGGAAAGCGCAUACCAUCACAUCGAGAAGGACGGCAUUCUAGCGACCAGGCUGUGCACGCACAAGGAUGACGUGGAGCUCACAAACGAGAACAAACUCCAGCAGCUGCCAGGUUCAGUGCGUGCGUUUGAGGCACUGGACAGCGACCCAGUCCUGGUGAAGACGAUCGAUGCUCACAGCCCCGUCAGCAGACUGAUCCAGCUCAAAGUGGGAGCUCAGGUCAUGCUGACAAAGAACCUGGAUGUCGCUCGAGGUCUGGUGAACGGAGCGCGAGGGGUUGUGGUGGCUUUUGAGUCCGGAAAACAUGGGCUCCCACGUGUGCGUUUCUUGUGUGGCGUCACAGAGGUGCUGAAGUUUGAGCGCUGGGUGUUUAAGUCUGGUGGUGGGAUCCACCUGAGUCGACAGCAGCUGCCACUCAAGCUGGCCUGGGCCAUCUCCAUCCACAAGAGCCAGGGAAUGACCCUUGACUGUGUGGAGAUCUCUCUGGCACGCGUAUUCGAGAGUGGCCAGGCGUACGUGGCCUUGUCUCGGGCUCGGAGUCUGGAGGGUCUGCGAGUGAUGGACUUUGACCCCCGCGUGGUCAGGGCAGAUUCAGAUGUUCUCGUCUUCUACAAGAAACUGAGAAAGGAGAGACUUCUCAUGCAGGCCUCUAUGGAUGAUUUUCUUGGCAACGCAACAAGAGAACUUUUGGUGAAGGAGAAUUGAUCUACAUCUUUGAUAUUAUGCACCGUGUGCAUGAGUUAUCUUAUUUGGUUUUCUUAAAUUACUGCAGUCUACCUCUCAGUUUCUGCUUUAAGCUGCAGCACUAAGUCACACUGCCAUCUAAUGGCCAUGUUUGAGAUUUUUAUGCCUUUUUAAUUUAUUAUGAUUGUUGGUAUAUAUUCCAAUAAAGUUUGUCAACCUGUA
Cottoperca gobio is the source of this 2246-nucleotide messenger RNA. It is a transcript of the gene pif1, whose product is annotated as PIF1 5'-to-3' DNA helicase homolog (S. cerevisiae). The record is from RefSeq and is a predicted model, not a curated record. Gene Ontology annotation, molecular function: DNA helicase activity. Lineage: Eukaryota; Metazoa; Chordata; Actinopteri; Perciformes; Bovichtidae. Bases 135 to 2045 code for a protein of 636 amino acids. The transcript is spliced from 13 exons. Gene Ontology annotation, biological process: telomere maintenance; DNA repair.